This is a messenger RNA of Rubroshorea leprosula, 619 nucleotides long. The record is from the annotation of a GenBank genome assembly. NCBI's taxonomy places the organism in Eukaryota, Viridiplantae, Streptophyta, Magnoliopsida, Malvales, Dipterocarpaceae.
AUCCAUUUCAAAGAUUUAAAUUCGAGAUCUCUAACUUGGAGUCUUCAAAGCUUACUACUUGUGACACCCUUAUACGCUUGUUUGUGGAUUGCACAUGUUAAGUGUUGACAUUCAGUCCUCAAUUAUUAUAUAAGACUGUAUAACAGUAUGAGACCAUAUAUUUUUAUUCACAUUCUAAAAGAUUUUUGAAGUCAACUCACUUAGAUCUGUCUCCAUGGAUCGGAUACAGCACAGCUACAUCGAUGUAAGAGGUGUGAAGCUUCAUGUUGCAGAGAUUGAAACAGAGUUCUUCAGCAGUUGUGUUCUUACAUGGUUUCCCGAAAAUUUGGUAUUCAUGGAGACACCACAUGCUUGCUGUGGCUGCUGCUGGAUAUCGAGCAAUCGCCCCGAUUUGAGAGGCUAUGGAGCCUCUGAGCCUCAUCUAACCGGACCCUGGAAAGGCAUCCUUUGAUGAUUUUGUGGAGGACACCCUUGCCAUUUUGGAUUCACUUCAUGUUCACGAGGUUUUUUUGAUUUGAUCUUUUUAGCUUAACCGCAAGUCUAUGGUUUCUGUAGUAAGUGUUGUUUGUCGUUUGGGUACAACUUUUUCAAAAGAGCUGAAUAAAUUAUUAUGAAUCCA